This is a messenger RNA of Manis javanica (Malayan pangolin), 2109 nucleotides long. It is a transcript of the gene MATN1, whose product is annotated as matrilin 1. The record is from RefSeq and is a predicted model, not a curated record. Gene Ontology annotation, molecular function: calcium ion binding. NCBI's taxonomy places the organism in Eukaryota, Metazoa, Chordata, Mammalia, Pholidota, Manidae.
CCCAAGGGGGCUGGGGGCCUGGGCAGCCACCCCCGCAUCAAUGGGGGGCCUCCUGGCUGGGAAGCUGGGUUGAUAAGACCAGGAUCCCCCUGGCCCCACAACUGUGCUGGCUGUCUGAGCCGCCAGGACCAUGAGGGCCACCUCUGGCACCAGCCUUGUGCUCUGCGGCCUGCUGGUGCUGCUCCAGGCCCCACGAACACUUGGCCUCACCCCCCAAACCAGAGGGCAGCUCUGCCGGCCCCGGCCCACAGACCUGGUGUUUGUUGUCGACAGCUCGCGCAGCGUGCGGCCUGUGGAGUUUGAGAAGGUGAAGGUGUUCCUGUCCCAGGUCAUCGAGUCUCUGGACGUGGGGCCCAAUGCCACGCGGGUGGGCCUGGUCAACUAUGCCAGCACUGUCAAGCAGGAGUUCCCUCUGCGGGCCCAUGGCUCCAAGGCCGCUCUGCUGCAGGCUGUGCGCCACAUCCAGCCGCUGUCCACGGGAACCAUGACCGGUCUGGCUGUCCAGUUUGCCAUCACCAAGGUCUUCAGCGAUACCCAGGGCAGACGCACCCGGUCUCCUGACAUCCGCAAGGUGGCCCUCGUGGUGACUGACGGGAGGCCUCAGGACAGCGUGCGGGACGUGUCUGAGCGGGCCCAGGCCAGCGGCAUCGAGCUGUUCGCCAUCGGCGUGGGCCGCGUGGACAAGGCCACGCUGCGGAAGAUCGCCAGCGCGCCGCAGGACGAGCACGUCGACUACGUGGAGAGCUACAGCGUCAUCGAGAAGCUGUCCAAGAAGUUCCAGGAGGCCUUCUGCGUGGUGUCAGACCUAUGUGCCACAGGAGACCACGACUGUGAGCAGAUGUGCCUCAGCAUCCCAGGCUCCUACACUUGUGCCUGCCGAGAGGGCUUCACCUUGAACGCUGACGGCAAGACCUGCAAUGUCUGCAGCAGUGGCGAGGGCAGUUCAGCCACUGACCUGGUCUUCCUCAUUGAUGGCUCCAAAAGCGUGCGGCCGGAGAACUUUGAGCUGGUGAAGAAGUUCAUCAGUCAAAUUGUGGAUACGCUGGACGUGUCGGAUAAAGCUGCGCAGGUGGGGCUGGUCCAGUACUCGAGCUCUGUGCGCCAGGAGUUCCCGCUGGGUCGCUUCCACACCAAGAAGGACAUCAAGGCGGCUGUGCGGAACAUGUCCUACAUGGAGAAGGGCACCAUGACGGGGGCUGCCCUCAAGUACCUCAUUGACAAGUCCUUCACUCUGUCCAGCGGGGCUAGGCCUGGUGCCCAGAAGGUGGGCAUUGUCUUCACUGACGGCCGGAGCCAGGACUACAUUAAUGAUGCUGCCAGGAAGGCCAAGGACCUUGGCUUUAAGAUGUUUGCUGUGGGUGUGGGCAACGCCGUGGAGGACGAGCUGAGGGAAAUUGCCUCAGACCCCGUGGCAGAGCAUUACUUCUACACAGCUGACUAUAAGACCAUCAACCAGAUCGGCAGGAAGUUGCAGAAGAAGAUCUGUGUGGAGGAAGACCCAUGUGCCUGUGAGUCCAUUGUGAAAUUCCAGACCGAAGUGGAGGGGCUGCUGCAGGCCCUGACGAGGAAACUGGAAGCUGUGAGUAAGCGGCUGGCUGUCCUGGAGAAUGGAGUCGUUUAAGGCCACCUGUCCUGCGCUGCCUCUCCGUCUCCCCACCCUGAGCGCAGCUCAGAGUCCUGCGUGGCCCCUAAAGUUCCGUUCUGCUUUGCCAUUUCCGUGAGGGGUGUCUGGGAUGGUCGGGUCCUGGGACCGCCCCAGACAGCUCCCUCUCUGUCCAGCCUGCGAGCCCCGGGGGCGUGUGUGUGUGUGUGUGUGUGUGUGUGUGUGUGUUUGUGUGUGUGCAUGCGGGGAGCAUGUGACCUUUGGGAGCACCUGUGUGUGUGCCCGAGGUUGGGUAUGUGUCUGGGAGUAGGGACGCAUGUGUGUGAGUGAGAACCUGGAUGAGUGUGAGAGGGACUGAAUUUGCAUUUUUUUAAUCAAAAGCUUAAUAUAUUCCUAUUUUUUAUUUUUAGUUAACCCUUUCUUGACUGCGAGUGCUGUGAAUCUCUUUUCUGAUUUCUCUCUUCCCUUUUGAACAAUAAUUAAAUGUGAUUAACUUAAGCCCUCAA